Molecule: messenger RNA, 4818 nt
Organism: Varanus komodoensis (Komodo dragon)
Lineage: Eukaryota; Metazoa; Chordata; Lepidosauria; Squamata; Varanidae
Gene: TMEM187
Product: transmembrane protein 187
Exons: 2
Coding region: 423-1448 (341 amino acids)
Cellular component (GO): transport vesicle
Source: RefSeq, a predicted model, not a curated record
GCUUAGAAACCUCUUCGGUUGCUAGGAGAGCGCUCUCUAGAAGUGAAAUACAAUUGAGGCGGACUAGUUUCCCCCGAGUACAGAAGAACUUAUGGGCGAGAGAACACUUAGUAGCUCGCUUUAGAGCUAUUUUGGAACCGCCUGCGUACGGAAAUCGUGCGUACGGGUAACCGCUGGUCGCAACGCGCAGGCGCGGACGCAUUUUCUCCGUCAAGCUUUUUUUCCCGGGCUUCUGUGCCGUUCUAUGAAGACCCGGAUAUGGGUGGAUUUAAGUUUUCGCCACCAUAGACGAGAAAUCGGCAUUUCCCUUUACCGUUUCGUUCACCUUGUGACCUCGCAAGCUGUAAAAAUGCUACAAUCCUACGUAUGUUAACCUGAGAGUAAGUCUCACUGAAUCCAGCAGGAUUUGCCUCUGAGUAAACAUGCAGGGGAGUGCGCUGCGAUGCAGCCUAUUAAAUAUAUGCAUAAUAAAUGUUCGGCCGAGUUCUGUGCAUGCGUAUUGGAAAACUGCGUUCAGUGGGACUUUCUCUCUGAGGAAAGGAAGUCAAAACAUACUGUUUUACCAAUUUUACGCAAGCAAGCAGGCACACAAGCAAACCAUGGAACGUCGAAGCAGGAAGUGCAACAGCAACUCAGCAGCUGUGCAGAGAGAAUCACAGAAAGCUUUGAAAAGCAGUGCUUCAAAACUAGGGAACAGAAGAGCACUCUUGCAUGUGGCUGGAGGUCUGAUGCUCUGCGUGGGAGUUGUGGCUUCGGGAGUGUUUGAUGGCGUCCACACCGACAUUGGGUAUGAGCACUACGCAGAACCUACUGUGCCAGGAUUGCCCGCUGUCUUGGCUAUGCCUGCCAACUGCUUUGUCAACUUGGCCUACAUACUCUUGGGCUGGUACUGGUUACCUUCAGUUGACAAGGGCAGGCACACAUACUACCUUCAGGAGGUCUUUGCCCUCAUGGCCCUUGCAUAUGGGCCUGUGCAAUGGGUUCGGCUCUGGACACAGCAUCACUGGGCAGCCAUCUUGGAUCAGUGGGUGACACUGCCCAUUUUUGCUUGGACUGCCAUUUGGUGCCAUUUUCUGGAGCAUGGUUGGCAAACUGGCACCUUUCUGGCCAUGGAAAUGACUUCACUGGCAAGCUAUGUUUUGGCAUUGUUUCACCCCCAAGGUUUUGAGCUGGCAUUGACUAGCCAUAUACUUGUUGUUGUCUGGAGAGUGUUGAAAGUGCAGAGGUAUCUGGGCAAUGCCACUUCGUUCUGGAUCAUGGUACUGGGGAUGAUCUCUUGCCUGGGUUUUGUAAGUCUCAAACUGUGGGAUCAGGAACUGGCACAGUGGGUGCUCUUCCGCCGGCUAACUGGCCACUUUUGGUCCAAAAUCUGUGAUGUGCUGCAGUUCCAUUGUGCCUUUCUUUUCUUUACCCAAUUAAGCAAAUGCUCAGCAAGCUCAGUUAAUUAAUACAUAAGCUUCAUAAGCCACAGUUCAUAACCUUAUCAAAGGGCAAACUAUUGAUGUAAUAAUAGUAGGGGAUGUACUAUUUUCAGAUUGGGAAAAAAAAAAAAGCUGAUGAAAAAAAACUGCUGUGGUUUCUCUAAAAGUGCAAGGAGAUAUAGAGGUGUUAGUAAAGCACCUGCUUUCCUGCCCUAGCCCAAAGUCCCCUUUGCAGGUAUAUGCUGCUUUCACAAGAUUACACAUAAGGUAGAGAAGCAACUUAAGUACUUUCAAUUGAUCUGAAUGGUUGUGAUGAAAUAACAGGGAGGUGAUGGUCUUCAAAGGGUACCAAGGGUCAAAUACUGCUCUGAAGUUUCAGAAUUUCAGUUUCCCCCUUAGGAAGGAAACUGGCAGGAGCAAGAGAAUAAGCUAUUUCUUAUAGCACCUGUCCCCUUUUCUUUGUACUGUAAAGUUUGAACCACACAAUUUUUCUAGGAUGUAUUUCUAGUUCAUUUUUAAUCUCUCAUUCUGCAGUAGAGGGGACUGAACAACAGUAAUAAAGACAUCAUAGAUUUAUUUUGAAAAUACAUAGGAAAUCAAUAUUUCUACACUGGAGAUCAUUUACUGCUUCAGAUUUAAAAUCUAUAAUCAGCAAGUACUUCCAGACUCCAGAUGGAAUCUUAGGCUGAGAGAGAGUACAGACUUCAAAGUCCAAAGCAGCUCAUUUGAGCCUGUUUUGGAAAAGCAGUGGGAGGCCAGUACUAUAUUGUCAGUGUCUAUAUUGUCUGUUUCAUCUCCUUUCUAUUUACAACCAAUGAAUUUGAUGGGCUUUGGUUUUUUGAGGGCCCUUCAGUAAGACACCCUCCAUGGGCACCCUCCUUCAGUUAAUCUGCCUUGUAACCUGCUGCUAUGCUCUUCUCCUUGAUUGUCAUCACCUACCCAUUGCUUGUUUGGCAGGCAGAGAGCCAGCAAGAAAGCAGGUAGGGGCAUCUACUGUUCCUUCUCAUUACUUCUGGGAGACAGGUGAACAAGCAAACUGCAGCAGCAAAGAACUGGGACAACCCCUCCAAGCUCUUGUCAGUGGGCCCCUGAUGAGAGGCAGAUUCUCAGCAGAUGCCAGCCAUGCCUACUUUUUGUGCAGGCCCUGUUCACAUUCUUGGGGUAGCUCUGAAUGAUCAUGUUGUAAUGCUUGCUUGUUUGCUUUUCACAUUUUUAAGGAUCUAUUCCAGAUGCCUUUGACAUCUUUCACUUGAAUUCAGCCCUCUUUCCAAGUGACAAAUGCAAUUCCAGAGAAGUUCUUGGUGGACACACUUCAGUCGUAGGCGGGGCUUGAGUUGAAAAGGAUGGAACCAAAAAUACCAGUGUAUUUUAUUAUCAAUUAGUAAGCCUUGGGAGAAGCAUUUAUCCCAUUUAGAAUAGGAACAAAGCACACACAAAAACUGGGAAAGAACAAAAAUUGAUGGUGGAAGUGGCCGUGGUCAUCUGGAGAAACUUGUAGGGCCAUACUAGAACCCCAAAGGUGUUGCAUUGGCCCCUGGGCCUGAGGUUCCCCAUCCCCGAUCUAUUAUGUCAAGAAGCAGCAAUUGUGAUUCACACCUCUAACCUUGGGACUAGGUCAUUGCAAUCUGUUCUAGCAGGGCUAUCCUUGAUAACAGUUUGAUUUUCACCCUUUUCUACUUAUCCCCAACAGGAACUCAUCCUUUUAUUUGGCACUGCACAUUGAGUUAUCUGCUGCCCUGUUCACCAAAGCUUUCGGGAAAGGUGGUAUACAGACUCCAAAACUCUGUAUUGUAGUGACCAAUUAACCUCUUUUUGACACUCAUAUUUGUAUGCCAUGGUCCAACUCCAAGGGCACACAGAUGUUCUACUUCUGUGGGACAACUGGGAAGAGGUCAUGUUAUAAGUACUUGCUUUUCAUGCACUACCACCUUCCCUUCAAUCAAAAUAUCCUGCAAUCAUCACUAUCUUAUCUGAAUUCAAAUUCUGAUUAGCUUAUUUGCAUCCAACCCCUACCAUGGCCACAUAGUAAAUGAGUAAAGAACCUAGAUUUUAAGAAGGAAAUGAGAUGGAUUAGAAGCCAGUCAAAGGCACAGAAAUAAGAGAGAGUUCACCAGUUUUUUGGGCCUGUUACAAUUUAGAAGUCCUCUAGAAGAAUUCCUACUAUGUUCUGCAGAGGAGUCACCAUGUCUUCAUAAACAGGAUCAGACCAGAUAGGAAAGUCUAUCAGGAAUAGUUUAGUGCGAUUGCCUUUCACUUGCAAGGAAAAGGCAACCAAGCUGAGGGUAGUCUCUCCAUAUCAGAGAGAAGAGGCUGCCAUUUGGUUUUUCUGAUUCAGCCACCGAAAUGUCCCAGGGUGUCAGCUCUCCCUACAUGCAGGCGAGGUGAUGCUAGCUCAGGGACGCUCUGGAACUCCCACUUUCUGUUUAUACAGCCAUUCAGACAAGAACCAUAAGUGCCUGCUUGGCAUGCAGAGGGUCCCUGGUGCAAUUCCUGGCAUCUCCAGGAAGGGCACGGAAAAUGCUUCUGAAUCUACCUCUGGUCAACAUAAAUGAAACUAGAUGGGCAAAUAGUCUGUCUCGGCAUAAGACAGCUUGCUUAAGUAUACUGACUGAAAAAAUACUCACAUUUCUGACUGAACACUACUAGGUAGACUAUUCCAUAAGGAUCGCAGGCCCCCGUGCUCUAAAAAUGACCCACUUUCAAGACAAGGCAGCUCUACCCCAGCUUGGCCUCCCAUUUGGGCCUUGUGCAAAUACUACUGGCUCCCUAAGCCCUGAACAAUUUGUGAACCAGCCUCAGGGAUGUGCACCUUUUCCUUUUCUCAGUCUCUUCUUCAACACAAUUUCUUUUCCCUUCUCAGUGCUAACCCUGGUUUUGCAUUAACACUGGUUAUCACUUAGCAUUUACCAUGCUAUUUCAGCUUUAUUUCAAACCAUGAUUUCAAAAGCUAGUCCGUUUUGACCUCAGUGAACAAAACUGCCUUGGGCACCAUUUGUGGAAAGGUAGGAUGCAAAUAAAAUGAUGGUUAAUAUUUGGAAGGAGAAGGAAAGAAGAUUUAAACGUUAAAGAAAGCCACUGUGGUGUAGGCAGUAGCCAUAAUGCUCACUUAGUGACUUUGGGCCAGCCAGACUCCCAGCCUAAGAGCCUGAGGUCCGAGGAGGAUUAUGUGUGUUGCCUCACUGAUCUUGCAAGAGGCAAAAACAAAGAGGUAGAAAUGUAAAAAUAAAGUCAUCCUGUUCCUUGUAUAACUGGGUGGGUACUGGAGCUUAAAUCUCCUGAGGCCCAAUCCAGCUCUCUAACUACUCUGCCACCUUGGCUCUCGGCCUAGGGAGGGCCCUGAGUGAUCAGGGCUGGUUCUUCUCCACUGUUCAUCUCCUAUAGUGGGGAAAUAUAAAGA